Molecule: messenger RNA, 1599 nt
Organism: Lemur catta (Ring-tailed lemur)
Lineage: Eukaryota; Metazoa; Chordata; Mammalia; Primates; Lemuridae
Gene: FUT7
Product: fucosyltransferase 7
Exons: 2
Coding region: 130-1158 (342 amino acids)
Cellular component (GO): membrane
Molecular function (GO): alpha-(1->3)-fucosyltransferase activity
Source: RefSeq, a predicted model, not a curated record
GAUAAAAGGGGUGUAGCUCCAGGCGGGGCUGAGUCAGGCGCAGCCGUGAUUUCAGGGCAUCUCCAUUUGGUGGCUGCUGUGAUUUGAAAGCCUCAGACGUCUCAGGUGACUGACGCUGGGAGCCCCUGAAUGAGCAAUGCUGGGUGCAGCCCCACCCGGAGGCUACGGAGCUGGGGGUGCCUGGCCGGGGGGGCCCUGCUUGCAGUCUUCUGGCUCCUGUGGCUGCUGGGGUCGGCCCUCAAGGGUGCCCCAGCCCCCCAGCCCACAAUCACCAUCCUUGUCUGGCACUGGCCCUUCACUGACCAGCCCCCAGAGCUGCCCGGCGACACCUGCGCCCGCUACGGCAUGACCCACUGCCGUCUGAGCGCCAACCGGAGCCUGCUGGCCAGCGCGGAUGCCGUGGUCUUCCACCAUCGUGAGCUGGAGACGCGGCGGUCCCGCCUGCCCCUGGCCCAGCGGCCGCGUGGGCAGCCGUGGGUGUGGGCCUCCAUGGAGUCCCCCAGCCACACGCAUGGCCUCGGCCGCCUCCGCGGCGUCUUCAACUGGGUGCUGAGCUACCGGCGCGACUCAGACAUCUUCGUGCCCUAUGGCUGCCUGGAGGCCCACUCGGGGCCCUCGCCGCCACUGCCCGCUAAGAGUGGGGUGGCCGCCUGGGUGAUCAGCAAUUUCCAGGAGCGGCAGCAGCGAGCGCGGCUGUACCGGCAGCUGGCGCCCCACCUUCGGGUGGACGUGUUCGGCCGUGCCAGUGGGCGGCCACUGUGCGCCAACUGCCUGCUGCCCACCGUGGCCCGGUACCGCUUCUACCUGUCCUUCGAGAACUCGCAGCACCGCGACUACAUCACCGAGAAGUUCUGGCGCAACGCGCUGGCGGCCGGCGCUGUGCCUGUGGUGCUGGGGCCCCCGAGGGCCACCUACGAGGCCUUCGUGCCUCCUGACGCCUUCGUGCACGUAGACGACUUUGGUUCGGCCCGCGAGCUGGCCGCUUUCCUCACUGGCAUGAACGAGAGCCGCUAUCGACACUUCUUCACCUGGCGUGACAGGCUCCGCGUACGGCAGCUGGCCGACUGGCGGGAGCGCUUCUGUGCCAUCUGUGCCCGCUACCCCCACCUGCCCCGAGGCCAGGUCUAUGAGGACCUGGAGGGCUGGUUCCAGGCCUGAGCUCCCGCUGGCCAGGGGAGGUGGGUGUGGGUAGAAGGGCUGAGUGUCGCAAUCAAACCACCAAGCAUCCGGCCCCCAGCAGCAGCCAUCAGGAGGCUGGGGUCAGAGGCCAGGAAGUGAGGGUGAGGGAGGAGCAGGCUGAGCUGGGGAGGCUGCCUGGAGGAGGAGGCUGGUGGGCCCUGAUGGGGUGUCUGGGUGCACCAAAGAGGACAGGCUGCUGGGGAACCUCCUCAUCUUGGACAAGUCUUGGGUGGGUCAAGAUGCCCCAGGCUGCAGUGUGUGGGGCCCAAGUGUGGGCCCCUGAGCCUCCUCCAUAACUGAGGCGCCCUGGUCCCUGCGAUGUAGGCACAGGGCGCUGCUGCUCCCGCUGGGCCAGGAGACCCUGGGGGAGGGACCGGCUGCUCCGGGCAGGAGGGCACACAAUAAAGAACCCAACCAGGA